GAAUAGCCAUGGUGGUGACCCACCUGACUUUGGAGCUGCGUUUCCAGGGGAGCAAGCUGAGGGGCUUCACAUGCAAACUGACCCGCUCAGUCCAUGGCUUCCUUCCAGAGAGGUCACGGACGAUUGCAGCCCAGGUCCUGGUGCCGUACCUGGUGUCCGGCCUGGGCAUGGUGGCAGCUGGGAUACUCAUGGAUACAGUGCAACACUGGGAGGUGUUCAAGGAUAUCUCAGAUGUUUUUAUCUUGGUGCCGGCCCUGGUGGGGCUGAAGGGGAAUCUGGAAAUGACAUUGGCAUCCAGACUGUCAACAGCAGCCAACACGGGGCAGAUGGAUGAGGCCCAGCAGCAGUGGAGGAUGGUGCUCUGUAAUCUGGCUCUCAUUCAGACGCAGGCCACGGUUGUGGGCUUCCUAGCAGCCGUUGCAGCAGUGGGUCUCGGGGCUCUGACCAGGGGGAGAGUUGAUGUUAUCCAGGCUGCCAUCCUGUGUGCCAGCGGCGUCACCACUGCUUUCAUUGCAGCACUGUCUCUAGGUCUGGUGAUGGUGGCCGUGAUCAUUGGCUCCAGGAGAGUGGGCAUAAACCCGGAUAACGUGGCCACACCCAUCGCGGCCAGCCUCGGUGAUGUCACCACGCUGUCCGUGCUCGCUGGGGUCAGCAGCCUCUUCUACUGUUACAGAGACAUGUGGUGCCUACCUCCUGUGGUGUGUGUCUUCUGGCUGCUCCUUAUCCCAGCGUGGGUCACCAUUGCCUGCCGGUCUCCACCGGUCAGAGAGGUCCUGAAGUCAGGCUGGCACCCAGUCAUUUUGGCCAUGUGCAUCAGCAGUCUUGGUGGCCUGAUUCUGGAUAAGACAGUGAGUAAUCCAAACUUUGCAGGUAUGGCAGUGUUCACGCCGGUCAUCAAUGGUGUAGGAGGAAAUCUGGUGGCCAUCCAGUCCAGCAGGAUGUCCACCUACCUCCACUACUGGACUGUUCCUGGAGCGCUUCCGUUUGAAAUGAGUGCAACAUGUCCUGCUCCCCGUGAUACUUUCUGCUCCUCAGAUGUGAACUCCAAAACAACCAGAGUCCUGGUCGCCCUGGUAGUGCCAGGUCACCUCCUCUUCCUGUACACCAUCCACCUCCUGCAGGGAGGCCACACUACCAUGACACCCACCUUCGUCAUCUGCUACCUGUGUGCAGCUCUGCUCCAGGUGGUGAUUUUGCUUUACGUGGCCAGGCUGCUGGUGCGCUGGCUGUGGCGAAGGGGACUAGAUCCAGACAAUUUCUCAAUCCCUUACCUCACGGCUCUUGGUGACCUGCUGGGGACCGGCCUCUUGGCUCUGAGCUUCAGACUGACUCUGGUUGGCUCAACUGGGGCCAGAGGUUGAUACUGAUUGUACUGUUUCCUAUAUGCAAUUGGCUAAAACACACUGCAUUGGGGGCAUUGAGGCAAGUUUGGCAUUCUACCUGUGCCUCAAUAUUGAUUGCACUAUGGGACAUUUUGAGCACAGACAAGUGUUUUUUGCAAGCCCAUAUUAGACAAAUGAUCACGCAGAGAAUAAUGUAAUUUGAACCAACAGAAAUAUAUCCUUUGCUUAAUGAAUGAAUAUGUUUGUUAUUAUCCAAGUGAACUGUAAUAACCUCUCACUCGGCUCUAUUCCACUGGUGUUAUUAAUGUGAUGAGUAACACUUACCUACUAAUUCAUGUCAAAAUGGCUGCCAUGAAAAAGGACUAUUACCCCCAGUUUUCAUAUGGCUCAGCAGCACUGAUAUAAAUCUGCCUCAUAACUGUACAGAGGAGACAGGAAAAAGGAGAUUAACUGGAGUUCAGUCAGAGGCCGAACUUCACUAAACACAGACAAUAUGUUGCUUUCUCCGUCAUUCCAUAGAAACUGUUCAGGUUGGACAUUGGAUUUUUAUGUUUUAGACCACAACUAUAUAUCAUUUUUAUAUACUGCCUUGUUUUUCUCUUUGGGCUCCAAACUUGACAAUUUUCAUGGAGACACUCUUCCAGUUUACAGUUUACAUACAGUUGGCAUAUUGGGCUGGUUGAGGUAAAUAAAUACCAGUUGUCAAUUUCAUGCAAAUUUCACCCUAAUGUUAAUCCAAACACACUUUUACAGUUGUGCUCCAGUUUUGUCUGAAAACCUGAAUAAGUCAAUUCUGGCAGUUGUUUGGUUGACGGUAAAUUUAUAAAUUGGUUUAAGAGCGAUGUCAACAGUGGCAUGUGUACACAGGCAGGGGGUCGGAAGCUUCUCAAAAUGAAUGAGAGCUUAAGGGGAGAAAGAAUAGCAAAAAGUGUUGUACAAAUGCAAGGAAACUGCUCGGACAAAUAUACAUUCUAAGGUCAAACAGUUCCCACUGUUACUGUGUUUAAGGCUGAUUAAUGCAUAUUCUGUGUUUGACAUUUGCAGAGAUGGUGAGAGGAUUUAGAUCGACACAGUUUGAGUGUUCUGAGGUUUGAGAGCACACAGAAGCGAGAUUUUAGUUGGACAGAUUAUAUUAUUCCUUUGUGGUCAUAAUUAAUUCGCAAAAUUGAACCUGCUUGCAAAAAUAGCUUUUCAUGCUCAAAAUAUUGCUUCUAGGCCGAGGAUUGGGGGACACAUAUUACAAUGAAUAGGCUGCAAAAAGAAAAGUGGAAACAACCUGGCUCAAAAUAGAAAGAGAGGCUGAAGCCAGUGUGAACUUUUUUUGCACACAGCUGAGCUUGGCUCUGUAGAAACAUCAUUGUCUAAACUGGAAAAAAAGUGGCAAUUCUGAAGAACCACCCAUUGUCAACUAUUAAAAUGUUAGAUGGCUAAUGUUUGUAUUUGUGCAAUAAUAAUAUAUAUGUAGUGUAAAUGUAUAUCAACAUAAACCAGAUGCUGCGCUGUCUGGAGGAAUGUUAAGACUUUAUUGUCUUUAUUUUAAUGUAGAUUUGUGCCUUCAAACCGUGAUAGGCCUUCAGUUCUCAGAGUUUGAUGUUGCAAAACCUGUAAUAGAUAUUUUAUUUUCGUGCAGCACAGUGCCACUGAAUAUAUCCUGUUGUUUAUCUGUCUCUAUGCUACUUUGUGUUCAAGAUAUCCACAAUACAAAGAUUUCUUUAUGCUAUUUUUGUGUAGAAAUGACUUUGUAAGCAUCUUGCUGUAUGGAGCCUUUUCAAUUGUUUGAUAUGCACAUUCAGACAGUCUUCUAUGCAGUGAUAGCAUUUAAAAAAUAGCAUCUAAAGAUUCUUAUUUUCACAGCGACAUCAAGCUUGACUGGAAUUUGUAUUGCCAUCACAUUUGUAAAAACUUCUAGAUGACAUCUUUGCAGCCAUGAUUUGUCAUUGAAAUAAAAUGAAGGACAUCUGAACAGGA
Molecule: messenger RNA, 3311 nt
Organism: Scophthalmus maximus (turbot)
Lineage: Eukaryota; Metazoa; Chordata; Actinopteri; Pleuronectiformes; Scophthalmidae
Product: solute carrier family 41 member 1-like
Exons: 10
Coding region: 9-1361 (450 amino acids)
Biological process (GO): monoatomic cation transport
Cellular component (GO): plasma membrane
Molecular function (GO): monoatomic cation transmembrane transporter activity
Source: RefSeq, a predicted model, not a curated record